UGAACAAUUAAAACUAUUUACAGCUUCGAGACUCAUAGAUAUAUCAUGCAUUUAUACUUUUAUUUUUAUAUUUUUUCUCUGCUAUGUUAUUAUACAUAUGUAUUUUAAAUUUUUUAAGCCAAAGUACGACUCUGCCAAAUGGCAAGCAAAAAGUGUACAUGAUUUGGUUUUUUUUUUAAUUUUUGUUACUUCAUCGUCCAAACUAAGUAGAUAACUAAUGUUUAUAAGUGAAAGGAUAGAUUUCAUAAUUAUUUCGGACACAAUAAAAUUUUAAAUAAAAAUUAAACCAAACGAUGGUGCGAUCACUUACUCCUAUUUUUUCGUUCAGCUCACCGCUAUUGAAAGCUCCAGUUGGUUGUGGAAGUUGCAUGUAUUCGUUUGUGGGGAUCCGCCUGUAGUUGUGAUGACGCGUAUGUGCGUAGAUUUCCGAAUAUGUGAAAACGAAUUCUACUAGUUACAAUAUAAUUACGUACAUAUGCCAAAAAGAAUUGUGAUUUCAAAAUAAUUCGUGUGCUUACGUACUAAUUUAUUGUCGUCAACAUGACUGAGUCGGGAAUUGAUCUAGGCUUUGAUAUGGAGUUCGACGAUUUAAGUCUUAAUUUGCUAAACGACAACGACAAUAUGGAUCUACUACCAAAUGUUACUGUAGCAGGCAGUUCUGAGAAUGUGGAAUUUUAUGAAUUAAAAUCAUCAACGCGGUCUUUGCGAUCUGACGAAAUACCAACGUUUAAAACUGCAACUCCUACAUCGCGGACGCAGCUAAAACUACAAUUGCAACGUGAGCAACAGCAGCAGGAACAGCAGCAACAAAUGAUGGUGCAGCAACUGAUAUCACCAGAUCCAAAAAUGCAGCUUUUGUUUGGCAUGGGUCAGGGGUCGACUGAGUCGGAAUUCAUAAACAGCAACAGUACCAGCGCUUGUGGGAGCGGGUCAUCUAGCCUGGAACAGAUCUCUCAAUUUGUGCAAAGGGAUCGUUUACCUUCGUCAAGUCCAGUUAAGUUGAAAGUUCCCCUACAAAGUAUUGGUGUGGAUGUACCACCUCAAGUGCUUCAGGUCAGCACAGUGCUUGAGAAUCCGACUCGGUAUCACGUUAUACAGAAGCAAAAGAAUCAAGUGAGACAAUUUCUCAGCGAGUCGUUCAAGCCAUCUGUUUGGGGUUGUCAUAACACCGAUACGAAAGCCGCAAAUACCUCAGUGUCCACUGGAAAUCUACACAAUUCUUCUUUGGUCAACAGUUGCCCUCCAAUCGAGCGAUCAAAUAGUUAUAGAUGUGAAAUUACUUCCAGUGGCAAACGAACAAUGCAUUCUGAUGAAUCCAUGCAAAUAUCUCCUUUUGCAGCAAGUUUUUUAAGAACUGGAAACUGCAACGACCAUGUUUCAUCGAGAAGUAUUAACCCUCAAAGUUCAGAAGAAUCCACAGAAAUUGUAAAUAAAACACAAGGAUAUGUUAAGAGGAAUUCAAGUUUAAAUUCUUCUAUUACUACACGUACUGUAUCUGGAAUAAUUAAUACGAUGCCCACAUCCAGUACAACGAGUUCAUUGCACUCCAUUUCAGCACCCAUAUCCCCAAGUCUAAGCUCUGUAGCUACAAGUGCUUCAGAGAUACCAUCAUUUGACAGCGAUGCGGAAGAUCUCUUUGAUGAUAUACUACAAAACGACUCGUUUAAUUUUGAUAAAAAUUUCAACUCCGAGCUUUAUAUUAAACAGGAACCACACAGCUUGACGGAUGCUGAAAUAAAUGCUAUGGCAAAAGAUCGACAAAAAAAGGAUAACCACAAUAUGAUUGAGCGCAGACGACGCUUUAAUAUUAAUGACAGGAUCAAAGAACUGGGUACCCUUUUGCCAAAAGGUAGUGAUGCUUUUUACGAAGUCGUCCGUGAUAUUCGCCCUAACAAAGGAACAAUAUUAAAAUCAUCUGUGGAUUAUAUCAAAUGCCUAAAGCAUGAGGUUACUCGCCUGAGACAAAAUGAGUGCCGGCAGCGUCAGAUGGAAAUACAGAACCGCAAGCUUAUGUCUCGCAUUAGGGAGCUGGAAAUGCAGGCCAAGUCACAAGAUAUUACUUUAUCGGACUACCACGUAACAUCAGUAUCGGCACCCACCCCAGCAAACUUAUAUCUCAAAAGUUCAAGCCCUACUCCACCUGUUUCUCAAAGUCGUCGUUCACUUUUGGACGAAUUAAUAGUUGUUGAAAGAAAAAUACCAGUAAUAAAUACCAGCGAAGCCAGCAUGGGUAUGAAUCAGAUCGAUGAGCUCAUGGAAGACUGCAAACACCCGGUUCAAGGGGGCGAUCCGAUGUUGUCGUCUCAUAGUCACAUGCUAUCUUCUUCACAUUCGCCUACUGCUAAUCAGCUGAAUUGUACCAGCUAUGGACCAAAGAGCAGCUCGAAUGCAAAUUCUGGACUGUUUAACGAAACGCCCAGCAUCAACAUUUCAGAUGAUCUUACCAACUGCUGCAAUAUCGCUUGCAGCAAUUCAUGCUGUAUUCAUCGCCAGUUGCAGACACCUGAAGGCCACACAAAUAAUUGUCAUAUAAAUAGUCAGCAAAGCAACAUGGAGGCUGAUUCUGUUCAAAACACAGGGUUUGGUAGGCUUGGACAUUGCAAUGGUGAUCACGAUCCACUGUUUUCAUCAUCCCAACGUUCACAUGGUCCAUUGGACGAUGAUCAACAUCAUUCUGUUGGCUUGUCUGCUGCGAUGAUAAACGAUUCGCUUACUUCCUUAGUAGACGAAAGUCAAAGUGAACCUAUGAUUCUUACUUCUGAUACUUUGGAUAUUGACUUAUGAAUCAUCAACUUUUGCAAUACAUCAGUAGUCCAAAGUCUACAAAUUAGUAUUAUGCAGUAGGCGUGGCUGAAAUCAUCGCAAUCACACUAUAUAAAUUUGUUAUAUACACAUGUACAUAUUAAUUAUCCACAGUAUUGGAAAUCUAUAGAAAAGUUUGGAUAAAAAGAAAAUUAGAAAAAGGCUUGCUCAAUGAAUUAUAGUGAAAUUUUGACGUAAAUUUUUUGUCUUUUCGCACAAAAACUUAAUUAGUAUUUACUAAUAAUUUUAUUCAUAUGUCAAAAUGUCCAAAUAUGUUAUAAUACAUUUAACUUUCUGUGGACUGAUUGAAGUCUUAAAGCCAUAUGUAUGUUAUGUAUUUAACGAUUACUGGAAUUACUAAUGAUUACCAAUCCGUAGGACAAUGUCAAAAUCCUUCUUCCACAUUCACUUUGAUCUUAGUAGAAAACGAGUAUAUAAAUAUAUAUGCAUUGUUUCCCCAUAAUACAUUCCAAUUUUGUAAGCAAUUCUAAUUUUGUAAUAGAUUACUAUGUAGGAUAUGUAUGCAAUUAUUACGUAUCUAAGAUUUUCAGAAGAAAUUGUUUUUUAAUGUUUAAAUGAAAACUGUUGGGUGAGUAGCAGAAGAAAUGAAAGUCCUUGUGUUAUUAUUAUACGAAUAAUUAUUAUAUAUUUUAUAAUAAUACUGAGUACAAGAUAUGUACAACAAAUUUGUUAUAUUUAGUAUUUGAUGCUGUAUUUUUCUUGUUUAAUUGUUACACUUGUUGAUUUAUUUAAUUGAUAAAAGUUAAAAUUAAAUUGUGUUUUCUUGAAUACAUUCCAGCAGUGCUUCUCCACCCGUUCCAGCAAACUGGCUUAUAAAAAAAUAUUCCGGUUAUCAGUAUUACCAUAGGAUGUGACCUUGGCCCUCACUGACCACUGGUCAUAUCACAACAAAAUCCUGGAAAAGGAAUAGAGUAUAGAGUUCAAAUCGCCCAAGAUCCAACACCAAAUCAAGUUGUGGAGAAUUUGCGUGUCCGUAAAAUCGUACAAAUUAUCAUUCAAAAGGUAUCUGGACGCGGGGUCGCCUGAAACUAUUGUAAUGAAAGAAAUUGUAUUUUUAUUAUUUUGAACCCUAAUUGACUGGGAACAUUUACAAACAGCCAAAACAGGAAAUUCUGGGAGGCUGCAGUGUUAUAAAAGUUAUUCUAUAUAAGAAAACUAAGCAAAAUUAUAUUUUUCUCACAGACGCACAAUGAAGCCUUCGGGCAUUUCAGCAUGAAAAAUAUUCACUUCUGAACGAUUAAAGAUAUUUUCAUAGCAUAAAUUGUAUUUUUAUUUUAUCGUACAAUAUCUUGGAGCUUUCAAUGCGUUGCUAAAGUUGCACUUUGGUGUAGGAGCAUAUGUAUUUGCUCAAAGCUCAUUUUAAAACUCAGUUAAAAUUUUGUUGUUGAUCAAAGUAGUUUUAAAGUCAAGUUUUAAAGUAUAGGGGUAUAUUAGACUUAUGGUGAAAGUGUAUAGUGUAAAACCCAGAAGGAAGCGUUUCCGGCAUCAUAAAAUACACGUAUAUUCUUGAUCAGCAUCAAUAGCCUAGCCGAGCGAUAUAGCCUUGUCGGCCGUGUCCGUCUUGAUUGACGCCUAGUGCUCAGAGGCCAUAAGAGCUAGAAAAACUAUAUUUUGUAUCCAGACUCCUGUGAUAUCACACUGAAUUAAGUUUGUUUCAAGUGACGAAAAUCUGUAGCAUACACGAUUUUAAAGAUACGAGAAAAUCAAAAACUCAUAAUCAUAGAGAUUUACCAUAUAUUUGCAAACUGCAGAAUCUGAAUUAGAGCCGAUCAUUAUUAGACAUAAGUAUCAAAUGAAAUUUUAGUCACACACUCUUUCUAAUGCGCCAAAA
Molecule: messenger RNA, 4654 nt
Organism: Drosophila miranda
Lineage: Eukaryota; Metazoa; Arthropoda; Insecta; Diptera; Drosophilidae
Gene: Mitf
Product: microphthalmia-associated transcription factor
Exons: 9
Coding region: 541-2784 (747 amino acids)
Biological process (GO): regulation of transcription by RNA polymerase II
Cellular component (GO): nucleus
Molecular function (GO): DNA-binding transcription factor activity, RNA polymerase II-specific; RNA polymerase II cis-regulatory region sequence-specific DNA binding; protein dimerization activity
Source: RefSeq, a predicted model, not a curated record